Durusdinium trenchii is the source of this 2419-nucleotide messenger RNA. The record is from the annotation of a GenBank genome assembly. Lineage: Eukaryota; Dinophyceae; Suessiales; Symbiodiniaceae.
CACCCCCAACAUGACUUCUCAGUUGCUGUAGUCUAUCAGUCGGUCAAUCCACUCAUCCUAUGCUUUGACCUCUUGCGCUGGUUUUGCAGCCUCAAGGUCAAUCCAAUGAACAUAGUACCAAUGCGUGGCUUUGUGGAAGGCAAAAAGGACACCAGCGAAGGAGUGCUAUCUUCUGGGAUCUAGCUAGGCCUCCCCAAGUAGCUGUAAAGAAAGCGCGUUGAGAAACUAUGUUUGCGGUCUGUUUGGAAGGGGAAUGUGUAGUUGAGUGGUGGUGCCCCAUUUGAUCGUUUUGUUAUGGUUUUGGGGAAGACAAAAUGGGCACCAGCAAAAGAGUGCUCUCUUCUGGGAUCUAGCUAGGUCUGCCCAAUAGUAGUUGUUAAGAAAAUAGGUUGAAAGGCUAUGUCUGGCAGUCUGUUCGGAGGGCAGGAGUGGUCCGGCGGUGGCGCCCCGUUUGAUCGUUUUGUCAUUGCUUUGGGGAAGACAACAUGGGCACCAGCAAAGGAGUGCAAUUUUCUGGGAUCUAGCUAGGUCAAGUAGCUGUAAAAUACUGGUUGAAAACUAUGUUUGCGGUCUGUUCUGGGCAAAAAGCACCGGCAAAGGAGUGUUAUCUUCUGGGAUCUAGCUAGGUCCCCGCAAGCAGCUGUAAACAUAUACAUGUUUGCAGUCUGCUUUGAAAGGCUGGUUUUUGUCCCAUCCCCUCUCAGGAAUGUGCAUGUACAGGUAUACGGUAUAUGUUUGUAUUCGCACAUUGUGGCUAAGGCAAGGGCUGGUUGCCGCUUCAACGGAUGCUGGAGUACGAGGUUUCUGGUGUGGAGUGGCUCCGACCCUGGGUGAAUGCUGCCGCCUCUGAGGGCACUUCUCCGCGCGCCUCGCCUCGCGCGUCGUCCCGCGCAUCGCCUCGAAGCACCCCCUGCGGCGCUUCUGGCAGAGCUCGCAGGUCUCCUGCCAACUCGCCAGAUCGAACUGCUCGUUCACCCCGCAGCAUACCAGGCCAAAGCUCACCCCUAAGGGAGGAGGAGACGGGCUUCCUCUUUUCAGAUCCUGGACGGUUGGACGCAGCACCACCAUCCAGCCCCAGGCGCCAGCUCUCGCGCUCUCCGAAACGCUCCCCGAGAUCAACAUCUCCUGUGCAUGAGCGUCUCCAUAUCGCCGGCAUCGGGCACAAGAGGGUGUUGCCUGGAGAUUCCGAUGCUAUCCGCACUGCUUACCACAAUCUCGAGCAGGCAAAAAGCUUGAUGGACGAGAUGAAUCGCAAGGCGAAAGAAAGGGCUGCUGCAGCCAUGAAAGCUGUGGAUGAAGCAAGAGAGCGAGCACAAGCCGCAAAGGUAGCGGCAGACUCGGGAGUAGUCCCGCCCGAACUGCAGGCUCCGGGUCCGAUAGAACGCUUCCAGGCCAGCAGGCCCGGAGCGGCCUCAGUGCCAACAAUCAACUUAGCGGGAAUGAGGGCAGAGCCAAAGCAGAACACGGAGAGCCCGGAAGAUAGAGCUGACUCAGUCGCCUUUUCCGCGACCCCCACGCCACAGUCCACAACUCCGGUCACAACCCCCAGAGAGGCAGAGGCCAGGGAGCGUGUCUCUGCGGUGAAGGCCAUGGCCUCGGCUGCGUCAGUGGCCUCUGCGCAGUCUGGUGAAAGCCGCUCCGCAUUGCAGCAGCGCCGCAAAGCCCGUGAGCAGCGGCGAAAGGAACUCAUGAAAGUUAUGGAUGCAGAUGGGGAUGGCGUGAUCACCAAGUCCGAGCUGGACCAGCUUAAAGCAGCGAAUCCAGAGCUCUCACAGGUCGACAUGAGCAAACUGGAUGCUGAUGGAGAUGGGCAAAUCAGCAAGGAGGAACUUGAGAAAGCUCUGGAUGCAGAAGUUGAGCCGCAGGCCGAAGCUGCGAGCAUCCUGUCGGCUGUGGCGAACCUUUUUGGGUCCUCCCAGGCUUCAGAUGAGAAGAAAGAAGAACCAUCGGAGGAUAGAGCCAAACUCGAUGAAGCAGAUAAGGAGUCCACACCAGCUCCCAAAGCAAAAGCGCUGCCAAAGGCACUGUUUGCAAUGACUCGAGUGAACUUCGUAGCGGGCAGGAAAGGGAGCUUGGCACCUUCGGCAGAUGACUCUCAAGGUCAAGCUUCGUCUCAAGCCUCAGCUGCACGAAAGCGUCGAGAGGUGAGGAAGGCAGGAAAGGCCCUGCUGGCAGUCGCAAGUCUGAAGGAAGAUGGAAACACUCGUGGCUAGAGGCAAGACAGGCAAGUUGGUUUUUGAUCAGGAGAGUAUGGAAAUGGUGCAUCAAGACGUUUGUUUUUGAAUGCCUUAAAGGGCCCCCCUUGCAAGUUCUGUUGCAAGUUUAUAGGUUCCAACCCAGUUCUUGUCUCUCUCUCUCUCUCUCUUUCUCUCUCCCUCUCUCUCUCUCUCUCUUCCUUCCCUGUCGUCUCCUGUGUCCC